Molecule: messenger RNA, 6374 nt
Organism: Rana temporaria (common frog)
Lineage: Eukaryota; Metazoa; Chordata; Amphibia; Anura; Ranidae
Product: fer-1-like protein 4
Exons: 45
Coding region: 179-6265 (2028 amino acids)
Biological process (GO): plasma membrane organization
Cellular component (GO): membrane
Source: RefSeq, a predicted model, not a curated record
GAACCUGCUCAGCAAGUAUGCAGCGUAAUGAAGAACCUGUAGAGCUAGUAUGCGGCCAGGACAUAGCACACUGGGGUGGGAGAUCGCUCUUGUAGCUGUCAGUCUAUGUACACCCUCUGCACUGGAAUGAUACCUACCUAGGAGGACCCCCGUAUAGUCAUAGAUCAACCGGGGCACCAUGUCUCUCAGCAUCACUUUGAAGAGGGUGACCAAUCUCCCAGGAAAACAUGAACGACAAGUAACCCUGACCUUUAGAGGUUUCACUCACAAAACCAAGAAAGUCAACACCAGCACAAUAUUUGAAGUUGGUGAGCAUUUCAGAUGGCCGCACUAUGGAAAAAUAGUAUCCGAUGAGGUCCUAACUGUUAAAGUUUACAACUGCAGCAAAGUCUUCACACACAGAUUGCUGGGAAAAUUGAUUAUCAGCCUUCAGCAUCUUCCAAAGAGUGGCCGGCUGAUUCUGAAAGAGGCUCUGGUGGAUAAAAACUUCAGCGUCACCAGGAUUUACGUUGAGUUGGAUAUUCGGUAUCAGCCACCAGAUGGAGCAGCAGGAUCCUGGAUGGGAGAGGACUUUUUUAGUGUAGAAGACCACUCAGACUACAUUAUUCGGAAUGUGAACUUUCAAGAAGAUGAUCUUGCGGAAGCUGAAGCCGCUCGCAAGAAAGAUAUUGCUGCCGUUAAUAUCGGGAAGAAGCUGGUGAAACGAUCCGAUGACGAUGAAGAUGAUGACGAUUCCUACGAUGAAUCGGAAAUUGAGAUUUCUGGGAUCAGCUUUACUCCUGUUCUGAGUCGUUGCAGUGUUCCUGUGAGAGAUUAUGCAGCCAACCCAAAACCAAGAAAUUUUCAGGUUGCAAUUACAGUCAUACAAGCUCAGAAACUCAUAGGGGUCAAUAUUAAUCCAGCGGUACAUGUGAAAAUUGGGAAUGAAAAAAGACACACAAUAACCCAAAAAUCAACAAACUGCCCCUUUUACAAUCAGUAUUUUGUGUAUGAUUUCCUUGAGCCUCGUGAAGUUGUAUUCGACAAACUUAUUGAGUUAUCGGUUGUUCAUGUCAAGGCAAUACCUAUUUUUGGAAAGCAUAUUGGAUCAUUCAAAAUAGAUGUUGGAACUAUCUAUAAUCAACAAGAUCACAGAUUUCUGCAGAAAUGGGCAGUGAUGACUGAUUCUAAAGAUACCCGGGCGGGUAUAAAAGGGUUUGUGAAAUGCAAUAUGACUGUAGUAACGAAGGGAGACCCAAUGACUGCGCCUCCGUCGGCAUCAAGCAGCCAAAACGAUGACAUUGAAAAGAACUUAUUGCUCCCCAAAAGGAUUCCAGCCGAGAGGCCAUGGUCAAGAAUCAGUGUUAAAAUCUUUAAAGCUGAAGGAUUACCCAGCAUGAGUGAAGGCAUCAUGGGAGGUUUCUCUAAAAUCAUGGGGGACAAGAAGGUCUUCAUUGAUCCAUAUGUACAGGUCAUAUUUGCUGGUCAGCAGGGAGAAACCUCAGUGGAAAGUGACACCAACAUCCCAGAAUGGAACGAGCAAAUCAGUUUCAUUGAACUUUUCCCUGCUCUAGCUCGGAAGAUAAAAAUUCAGGUCCUGGAUGAUGCUCACAUCGGGGAUGUGGCGCUGGCCACUCAUUUUAUUGAUCUGCAGCAGAUAUCUGACCCAAGCAAAAAUGCUGGCUUUAACCCAACUUUUGGCCCAGCCUGGAUCAAUCUGUAUGGGUCUCCUCAAAACUAUACACUGAGAGAUGUCCAUCGGGAUCUGAACGAAGGUCUUGGCGAGGGGAUCUUCUACCGAGGUCGGAUCUUGGUCGCUAUAUCGCUAGAGUUAUUCUCUAAUAAUAAUGUUCAGGAGAAGAAACCCUUGCAAGCCCUCAAAAAUGCCUUCAGUAAGCUGAAGCUAAAGAAAAAAAGUAAAAAGGCACAGGAGAAGGAGAAAGCAACUGCAGCAACUGCUGCUGCAGCAGCGGAGGGUGCUGAAGGAGAAGACGGUCCAGAGAACAAUGAACAGCCAAAUGCCGUCACUGUGGAGGUGGAUGAUAUCCUGCCCUUGCCAGAGAAUGCUGUAGGAGUAAAAGAAGAGUUCCUUCUGUUUGGAACGCUUUUUGAGAUCACAAUGAUGGACCCCAGUAUUGGAACCAAACCUGUCAAAUUUGAAAUUUCUAUAGGUAACUAUGGUAAAACGGCUGAAAUAUUCACUUCUAAAUCUUCUAAAAAGAAGGCAAAAUCGGAAACGGUAUCAGAGGAACGUCAGGGUCUACUGGAUACUGGGUCAGAGGAUGAACUCAGUGUAGAUUUUGAGGAGGAAGUGACUUUAAAAAUGGACCAACAUGGCAAAUCGAUGACGCCUGCAAGGAGACCUCAGCGCACAGAACCAGACGAUUCAUACAGUUACAUACCUCUGGGUAACGAAAGGCCUUGUGUCUAUGUGUGGAGCCACUGGGAGGAUCACAGCUGGAGGCUGUACAACUCCAACUGGAUAGUCAAGAUAGCAGAACGCCUGGAACGUGGACUCAAUGAGGUGGAGAAACUCACAAGACGACCUAAAUCCAACCCACACGACCGUCUGAAGCAAGUCCUAGAAGAAUUUGUUGCUGGCUGCAGACAGUACUCACUUAGUGCUGGAAAAAGGACAAUGGCUCGCCCAAACAACUUGGACAAGUGCAGGAUGAAAUCUCUUUCUCACAAUAUUAUUCUCACUGCCAAACAAGCACUGAGAGCCAGACGCCGGCUGACCAAGAACAAUGUGAAAGAGAAGAUCAACGAUGGGAAGAAGAUUUUAUCCAGAGUCCGACUCAUGGCUAAAGAGCCGCAAUGCACGCUGCCUGACAUUGUGAUAUGGAUGUUCAGCAACAAUAAGCGUCUGGCCUAUGCACGCGUCCCAGCACAACACAUCCUCUACUCCGUGGUGGAAGAGGAAAAGGGAAAGGACUGCGGCAAGAUCUCCACCAUCUACUUCAAGAUUCCAGGAUCGUACAGCGGUGAAAUCUUUGCCAAAGCUGAGAUCUACAUGUGGCUAGGAGUCAAGAAGUAUGCCAAGAACAGCACGGCGGAUCUGCCUGAGGAUUACAAGUUCCUUUAUGACAGAGAUGGAGAAUUGGUGGAAUCUCCAACUCCCAACCCACCAAUCCUGAUUCGAAGGGACGAUUACCGCUAUUUUCAGCUGAGGGCUCACGUUUACCAGGCUCGGGGAAUACUACCUGCCGAUGACAAUGGCUUGUCCGAUCCAUUCGUUAGGGUUGUGUUUGGAAACCUAUGUCAAAAUACACUGGUUAUUAAUGAGACUCUGGCACCCAUGUGGAAUGAAAUGCUCCUCUAUGACAAUCUCCUGAUGGAUGGGAACAAGGAAAUCCUAAGGAAUGAUCCACCGCUUGUUGUUAUUAAUGUUUAUGAUCAAGACAAGUUUGGAGCCCCUGAUUUUCUUGGUCGCGCGUUUGCAACCCCUAUUGUGACACUACUGGAUGAAGAAGAGACGGAAGACACAGGACCUAAAUAUGUCCAGCCUGCCCUUCAGUUCUUUGACAUCUUCAAGGGCAAUAUUCCUGCUGGGGAGCUUAUAGCUACAUUUGAGCUUAUUGAACUUGAGAACCGAACCUACAUGAAAGAGCCAGCCCUACCGGAAUACAUAACAAACAAGGAACCAGAAUAUUUGGAUGAAAAUUCUGACCGUUAUAUUAUUCCAAAAGGCAUCCGGCCUGUCCUAAAGGAAUUCAGAAUAGAGGUACUUUUCUGGGGGCUGCGAGAUCUCAAGAGGAUCAACUUGUUUGAAGUUACACAACCUCAAGUGCGCAUUGAAUGUGCCGGGAAAAAAGUGGAAUCUGAAGUCAUUAUAACCUACAAGGAAUUUCCCAAUUUCACUGAACUCGUUAAAUGCAUUGAUGUGGAGCUUCCAGAGCAAACGUACCUCCAUCCACCACUGAGUAUUUUCGUAGUUGAGAAACGUUCAUUCGGCCACUCUGUCUUGGUCGGAUCUGCAGUUGUGUCUAAUCUCAUGAAGUUUGCUCCAAAAGAACUGGAAGAAAGCAUUGAAGAGAAUGAAAAACCUAAACAGAAAAAAAACCUUACUCAGAUGCCUUCCAUGCCAGCCGUUAUAAAUAUAGACCAAGAUAAUAAAGAUGGACGGUUUAACCCUCUCAACCUGGUGAAGGACCCGUUGAGGAAUUUGGGUAAAGCAAUCGUUAAGGAGGAGGAGCUGGAAGAAGAAAGACCUGAACCAGAAGAACUUGACUGGUGGUCAAAAUACUAUGAAUCUCUAAGAGAAGAAUCAGACCAAACGAACGUUGUGGAAGAGGAUGAAGAAGCAGAAAAUGAAGCAGAGGCAGUCAAUAUCAACGCCUUAGAUGCUGCAGAGGAGGUGGAAUAUGUUGAGGUGGAAAUUGUGAAAGCAAAAAGGAAACCGAUUUCCACAGUAAAGGUAUACAAAGGAGAACUGGAAGAUGAGUUUGACAGGUUUGAAGAUUGGCUGUAUGUGUUUCCUCUGUACAAGGGAAAGGCAUUGGAUGAUGAGGAUGCCAACGAUGAUGACAAUUUUAUGGGAAAAUACAAGGGCUCUUUCUAUAUCUACCCACACGGGGAAGCUACUGAUGAGUACCAAAUAAUGAGAGGCGUCCCCAGAAACCGGCCAGUGAAAGUACUUGUCCGCAUUUACAUUGUCAAGGCAACGAACUUAGCUCCAGCUGACCCUAAUGGAAAAGCAGAUCCUUACAUUAUAGUGAAAGUUGGUGAACAGACGAUGGACAGCAAGGAGAGAUACAUACCCAAACAGCUGAACCCAGUGUUUGGAGAGGUGUUCGAAAUGACGAUAUCCUUUCCAGUGGACUCAGAACUGACAGUCUCAGUGUUUGACCAUGACCUUAUCGGAUCAGACGACUUGAUUGGUGAGACAAAGCUGGAUCUGGAAAAUCGUUUCUACAGUAACCAUCGAGCAAACUGUGGUCUGGCCCUGCAGUAUGAUGUUGAAGGCUACAAUGCCUGGAGAGAUGCCUUCAAACCUUGCCAGAUUCUCAGCGCUUUGUGUAAAAAACACAGCCUGCCCGCGGCAGAGUACAGGAGGGAGGAGGUCAAAGUGAAUAAUAAGAUCUUUAAGAUACCCAUUGAGGCAUUUCCUGAAGAGGCUUUCGUAAGAGACAAGAACAAGGAAGAAGAUGAGUUGCUAUCUGGUUAUGAUGAACACAAGGCUUUGCAUGUCCUGCAGCACUGGGAUGAAAUGCCAGAGUUUGGCACCAGGCUAGUACCAGAACAUGUAGAAGUGCGGACCCUCUACAGCUCUGAGAACCCUGGAAUUGGGCAGGGAUCUCUUCAUAUGUGGAUUGACUUGUUUCCAACGGAUGUUCCAGCACCACCUCCUGUCAACAUCAAACCACGAGAACCUGUAAGUUACGAGUUGCGUGUGAUCAUCUGGAACACAGACGAUGUCAUCCUGGAUGAUAUUAACCCGUUUACCGGCGAGCCAUCUAGUGACAUUUACGUGAAGGGAUGGAUAAGAGGAUUGAAUGAUGAAAAGCAAGAAACUGAUGUACAUUUUAACUCCCUCACUGGGGAGGGAAACUUCAACUGGAGGUUUGUGUAUCGGUUUGACUACCUCCCCACAGAGAAGGAGAUCACAUACAAGAAGAAAGAGUCCAUCUUUUCCUUAGAAGAGUCCGAAUUUCGUGAGCCAGCUGUGCUAGCGCUCCAAGUGUGGGACUAUGACCGUAUAUCUGCCAAUGACUUUUUAGGAUCGAUUGAACUGAAAUUAAGCGACAUGGUGCGAGGAGCAAAGACGUCUCAACAAUGCACCAUCAAGAUGGCCAAGGACAAAGCCACGCCGCGCUUCUCCAUCUUUAGAAAUAAGCGCAUGAAAGGCUGGUGGCCAUUUGUCAAGCUCAAGAGUGAGGAGGACAUUGAGAGGGAAGAACGGGAGGCGGAGGACAAAAGCAAGAAAAAGAAGAAGAAGAGGAAACAUGUUAGGAUAGAGGAUGUGCAAUAUACUGAUACCAGUGGAAACGUCUAUAUUCUGGCGGGGAAAGUUGAAGCGGAGUUCCAGCUACUGACCGUGGAAGAGGCAGAGAAGAGUCCAGUGGGCCUCGCACGCAAGGAGCCAGAACCUCUGGACAAACCCAACCGCCCCAAAACCUCGUUCAACUGGUUUGUGAACCCCCUAAAAACAUUUGUUUUCUUCAUCUGGAAGAAAUACAAGAAGUACAUCAUUGCCCUACUCAUCAUCGCUAUCCUGUCCGUUUUCCUGGUCCUCAUCCUGUACACUAUGCCUGGAUACAUCAGUCAGAAGAUCAUCAAUGGAUAAAGGACCUUGCUUAUAAUGGAUGGUGUAAAUAAUCGGACUUCAAUUUGUAUAUAUUGUUUGGAAUAUCUUAUUUUCAAAGGAGAGCUACCUUCAUUGUGUUUACAAAAAA